Parastagonospora nodorum SN15 is the source of this 573-nucleotide messenger RNA. RefSeq lists its product as hypothetical. The record is from RefSeq and is a predicted model, not a curated record. The transcript is spliced from 3 exons. Bases 1 to 573 code for a protein of 190 amino acids. Gene Ontology annotation, biological process: endoplasmic reticulum to Golgi vesicle-mediated transport. NCBI's taxonomy places the organism in Eukaryota, Fungi, Ascomycota, Dothideomycetes, Pleosporales, Phaeosphaeriaceae.
AUGUCCAGCCGAUUCGGCAGAAACGACGCGCGCGACGACCUCUUCAGCUCCUACAACCGCAGCACCUCGCCCUCCAAAUCCAAGCAAAAGCCUCGUUCACCCUACGGCGGCUCCGGUGGAUACGGGUACACCUCGCCCUCCACCGACGCCGGCUUCGCUGCAUACCCCAGCGCGUCGAACAGCAGUACUGGCAAUUUGUAUCCCGGUGGGAGUAGCUAUGGCGUAGGGGGAGGCAAUGAGACGUUCCGCUCCGCGACGCCGAAUUCUCGCGGCCAGUACAGUUCGGCGGUGCUGGAUGAGCUGGAGAGCCAGCAUGAUGAUCAGCACGUGGGCAUUUUGACGAGCAAGGUCAAGCAGCUGAAAGAUUUGACACACCUCAUCGGCGACGAAAUCCGCGACUCGACCUCCCUCGCCGAGAAAAUGAACGACCAAUUCGAGAACUCGCGGAAUCGGCUCAAGGGCACCAUGAAUCGCAUGUUGAGGAUGGCGGAGAAGACGGGCGUGGGGUGGAAGGUUUGGUUGGGCUUCUUUGCGGCGGUUAUUUUGCUGUUUUGGUGGGUUUGGUUGAGUUAG